CCUCCACCCCCUCCUUCUCUUUAUCCUUUCCCCAGCCUGUGCGCACCGAGGGACCUGCCGCUGACCGUCCAGUCCUGCGUCCUCCCCAAGGACUGCCAGGUGACCGACUGGGCCGAGUGGGGCCCCUGCUCCAAAACCUGCGUAGACCCCGCGUCUCCCGUAGGCAACCGCACUCGGAGCAGACAGGUGGUCCAGUUCCCCGUGGGCCAGGGGGCGGAGUGCGUGCCGCUGCAGGACUCUCAGUCGUGUGAACCUCCGGGGGAAGGCGUGCCGCCCUGCUCCACCUACACCUGGAGGAGCACGGAGUGGAGCGACUGCCGGGUCGACUCGUUGCUCGGCCAACAAGACCGCCGGCGUGGUAACCUGACUGGGCUCUGUGGAGGAGGUCUGCAGAUCAGGGAGGUGUACUGCGUCCAGGCCAACGCUGAGCUUCUGAAAUACCUCAAUGACCUCAGAGAAAAGGACAAAGCGGGUCAGACCCAAAGACAGCAGAAGCCUAGCGUCCCCCCUCUCCUCUCCAUCACCUUCCAGAUUACAGCCUCCCGCCCAGUGGAAAACAAGCUGUGCGAGGGUCCGAUCCCCAACAGGUCCCAGCUGUGCCAAAUCCCCUGUCCCAUCGACUGUGAGGUGUCGCCCUGGGGGGCCUGGGGGCCGUGCACCUUUGAGAACUGUGAUGACCAGGCUGGAAAGAAAGGUUUCAAACUGAGAAAACGUCGGAUCACCAACAAGCCGACGGGGGGGCCCGGGAACUGCCCUCACCUGGUGGAGGCGGUGCCGUGUGACGAGCCCAGUUGUUACGACUGGCGGCUGGUCGGCCUGGAUCAGUGCGACCCCGACGACGAGAAGCCGUGCGGCCCCGGUGCUCAGCUCGCUCGGGUCCAGUGUGUCAACAGCAACGGCGAGGAGGUGGACAGGAAUCUCUGCACGUCUUCCCCGGCCCCGGAGCCCGUGCCCUGUGAGGUGCCUUGCUCAAGGGACUGUGUGCUCAGUGAUUGGACACCCUGGUCUACUUGCUCCCAGACCUGCUCCAGCAAGACCAUCGAGGGGAAGCAGAUGAGGACGCGCUCGAUCCUGGCCUACAACGCCGGGGAAGGUGGCGCCCUGUGCCCCAACAGCAGUUUCCUCCAGGAGGUGCGGAACUGUAAUGAACACGCUUGUACAGUUUACCACUGGCAGACGGGGCCGUGGGGCCCCUGUACCGAGGACCCCUCUGCCUCCACCCUCAACACCUCCGUGGGUGCCCGAGCCAGCGGCGGCGUUCAGGCUCUCUGCUCCACGGGGAUGCAGACUCGCAAGGUCAUCUGCGUCCGGGUCAACGUGGGACAGGUGCCCCCCAAGAAGUGUCCAGACGGCCCUCGCCCCGGCACUGUGCGACCAUGUCAGCUGCCCUGCAAGAAAGACUGUAUCAUGACCCCUUUCAGCGACUGGACACCGUGUCCUGUGACUUGUGACGCAGCUGGCAACGCUGUGAAGAGAAAGCAAUCAAGGAAACGUCUUAUCAUCCAGCUGCCAUCCAACGGAGGACAGGACUGUCCAGAGGUGCUGGAGGAGGAGAGGGACUGUGAGGUCCCCAAAGUCUGUCCAGGGUUCAGAUGGAAAACACACAAAUGGAGGAAGUGCCAGCUGGUGCCGUGGUUUCUCAGACAGGACCAUCCCGGUGCGGUGGAGACCUGCGGACCAGGACUCCAAACAAGAGCUGUGUCCUGUCGCCAGCUGGACGGGACGCAGGCCGACAUCGGCGAGUGUCUGAAAUGCGCCAAGGCCAUGCCCGCCAUCACUCAGCGCUGUCAGCUGCCCUGCCAGGACGACUGCCAGCUGACCAACUGGUCCAAGUUCUCGUCCUGCACAGCGGACUGUGUGGGGGUCCGCACCAGGAAGAGGGCGUUGAUCGGGAGGAGCAAGAAGAAAGACAAGUGCAAGAACACGCAAAUGUACCCGUUGAGUGAGACGCAGUACUGCCCCUGUGACAAGUACAACGCCCAGCCGGUGGGGAACUGGUCAGACUGCAUCCUGCCCGAGGGAGGCAGAGUGGAGAGCGUCCUGGGGAUGAAGGUCCAGGGAGACAUCAAGGAGUGUGGACAGGGCUACCGCUACCAGGCCAUGGUGUGCUACGACCAGGACAACAGGCUGGUGGAGACCGCACGCUGCAACAGUCACGGUUACAUUGAGGAGGCGUGCAUCAUCCCCUGUCCUUCAGACUGUAAGCUCAGCGAAUGGUCCAACUGGUCGCGCUGCAGCAAGUCCUGCGGCAGCGGGGUGAAAGUUCGCUCUAAAUGGCUCCGAGAGAAGCCGUACAACGGGGGCCGGCCGUGUCCCAAACUGGACCACAUCAACCAGGCCCAGGUGUACGAGGUGGUGCCUUGUCAGAGCGACUGCAAUCAGUAUGUGUGGGUGGCCGAGCCGUGGAGCGUGUGGAAAGUCAGCAACUUGGACUUAAAAGAGAACUGCGGCGAAGGCGUCCAGACCAGAAAAGUCCGGUGCAUGCUGAACACCAUCGACGGGCCGUCGGAGUCUGUGGACGACUACCUGUGCGACCCCGAGGAGAUGCCCCUGGGGGCCAGGGAGAGCCGCCUGCCCUGUCCCGAGGACUGCGUCCUUAACGACUGGGGCCCCUGGAGCCGCUGCAGCCUGCCGUGUACCAGAACCAACAGUCGGGUGCGGGCGGCGUACACCCUGCGCUCGCCCAGUGUGGGGAGGGAGUGUCCAGAGACGACGGACAAGGAGCCCUGCAGCCUGAACCUCAACUGUUUCAACUACUUCUACAACAUCACAGACUGGAGCACAUGUCAGCUGAGUCCUAACGCCGUGUGUGGGAGCGGCAUCAAGACCCGGAUGCUCGACUGUGUUCGCAGCGACGGAAAAUCCGUCGAUAUCAAAUUCUGUGAGGAGCUGAAUUUGGAGAAGAAAUGGCAGAUGAACAUCUCCUGUGUGGUCGAGUGUCCCGUCAACUGUCAGAUGUCGGAGUGGUCGCCGUGGUCCGUCUGUUCACAGACGUGCGGACUAGAUGGUAAGAUGUGGCGGCGGCGCUCGGUGGUCCAGGCCUCUCAGGGCGACGGGCGGCCCUGCCCUCCUCAGGUGGAGCAGUGGAAGCCCUGCCCCGUCCGACCCUGCUACCGCUGGCAGUACAGCGACUGGUCCGAGUGCCGGGUGGAGAGCGUGGUGUGUGGACACGGCAUACGCUACAGAAACAUGUCCUGCUUCGUGUCGGACGGCUCCGGCGACGGAGAAGGCAGCUUGGUGGACGAGGAGCAGUGCAGCAGCCUGGAGCCGGCCAUCGACGGAGACAAACAGAUCAGCCUGAAGGAGGCCUGCACCCUUCCCUGUCCAGGUGAAUGCUACCUGAUGGAGUGGUCGGACUGGAGCUCGUGCGUGAGCAUCUGCGUGAAGGGGGCCGGCGUGGACUUCUGUUCGGUUCAGGUUCGCUCUCGAGCCGUGUUGGCCCAGGAGCCAGAAAACCUGCAGCUCUGUCCCGACCAGGCGUGGGAGUCUCAGCCCUGCUCAGGGGGCGAAUGUUACGAGUACAAAUGGUUCAGCAGCGGUCGUCUCAACUCCACUCGGCCCUCAGUCUGGUGCCAGCGCUCCGACGGACUCAACGUUACCGGAGGUUGUCCUCCUCUGAACCCUCCAGUGGACAACAGCUCCUGUGAGCCUCCCUGUCUCAUGCCGAAGUCCUUCUGCAGUGAGGCCGGUAUAUGCAUGUGCGAGGAGGGCUUCACAGAGGUGCUGUCGUCCACCGGGCAGCUGGACCAGUGCGCCCCCAUCCCGAUCCUGGAGAUCCCCACAGCGGGGGACAAGAAGGGGGAUGUGAAGACCAGUCGUGCCAUUAACCCCACCUCGCCAUCCACCAUCCAGCCUGGACGCACCGGGCGGACCUGGUACCUGCAGCCUUACGGACCAGAUGGGAAGCUGAAGAUGUGGGUGUAUGGUGUAGCAGCCGGAGCCUUUGUGCUCCUCAUAUUCAUAGUGUCUAUGAUAUACCUAGCUUGCAAAAAGCCAAAGAGACCUCAGAGACAGAGGCAACAGAACAACCGACUAAAACCUCUGACUCUGGCCUACGACGGGGACACGGACAUGUAGUCCUCCAGGAGACGGAGACCCACUUUCAUCACGCCGUCGAGGGGAGGGACACGGAUGUUUGCAGCGUGAAUGGACACGUCACAGAGCGGAGACAUUACAGUAAAUCCUCUUACGGCAGAGACAGUGGUGGGGUUUAUCCAUUUCAAGUAGAGCUCCAUUCAAUCACCCGUUCUAAAGUAUUUUCUUUUGCAAGAGCCUUCGUGACCUUCCACCGUGUUCAAUGAAAUGCCUUUUUAUUUAUCUUUUUCACAUCCACUUAAAAGAAGAGAUUCAGCUGCAGGAGUCUGGAUGCAGAAGACACUGUCUCUGAAGCUCCAACUCUUCCCCCGCGCUUUUCCGCUUGUCCCUAAAAAUGCUGAGUAGCUGGAGGCUUAGGAUGCUCUGCCGGUUCGUACGUUGCCAAAAGUCACCGCGGGGAAGAGGAGGAGGGAGAGGAAAAUCUCCAUAAAAAGGUUUGGAUUCCUUUUUUCUCAAUCCUCAACUGGGUUCUGACUCAAAUCUCUUCCACGGUCUUCAACAAAAGGGAGGCAUUUCUUCUCUUUUUUCUGCUUGAUUUAGAGGCACACGGGCCUGUGUUUGUGGGAUAAACAGAUCUGAUGGAGUUGUUUAUGGAAACUACAGCCUCUCUGCCUCCACCCUCUUUGUUUCAGGCUCUACAUUGCACUAUAUUAGUGCAGCAUGAUAUGCACAUGUGACUUCUACCUUCUCUUGCCAUAGAACACUGCCUCUUCCACAGAGAAGCCCACCGAGCAGCGGAACAGCUACCAACACUCAAAGAAAAACAACGGCAACGGCAAAAGAUAUUUUGAUGUCACAUUCUACAAAACAGAUGUGGAUCUCAAGUGAAUAUAUGUAUAGAGUUUAUUUCUCACAACUGAUUUUUUGGGUUGUAGUAAAGUACCUUUUGUGGUUUGUAGAUUUUGUCUGGUGUUAUCACUUUUAUUCCUGCCCAGAUCAGAUCAUUAAAGAUUUAUCUAUGAUAUCAGCAGGGGACUUCAUUUAAUGAAUCGCCGGCUUUAAAGUUAUUUUUACCCAUAAAAAUUCAGAUUCAAUUAAAAAAAAAAAAUCUCUGCUUUUGUUUACCAUUGUGGAAAAGCUGAAACUUUGCAGCAAUUAAAGAAAAAGAAAGAACAAUAAAUUUAAACCAUUCAUGUCAUGCAAAUGUCAUUUCUGCCUUACUGACGAUAACUAAGUACUAACAGUGCUGUAAUAGAGUAUUAAUACUUGAAUGGGGCACAUUAUAUUACAUGUACACAUAAAGAAAACUACAUUUUCUUUUGGGGUCACUUAGCAAAGUACACCUGAGUUUUUAACAGGUUUUCACAUAGUGAUGCGUAUCUUAGGUGCUCUGUCGUCACUACAUGAAGUGAAAUAUAGAUUUAAAGAAACGAUCUGUACAAAGAAACGAUGCGUGUUAAUAACAAUAAGAGUUCAACGUAAAAGCAAACUGGUGUGGAGAAUGUUUACUUUUCUUUGUGGGAUUUUGUAAAUAACAGCAAUUUUUUUAUUUUUUUGGAGAAAAAAAAAAUCUAAGUAUGUGUACAUUCAUUUUGUAUUGCACAGAAAAUGUUUAGUUUGAAUAUUGCGAAGUGGGUGUGUGAUAUUGCUGAUUGUUGUGAUCAUGAUGCAAGUUGUAUGUUGUGAAAAAAAAAAAAAAAAACCGAAAAGAGGAAAGGCUCGGCCGUGUCUGUACAGGUUGUUUACGUGUGUGGGAAGAAUUACUGACAAUAAAUAACAACAUGGUUGUAAACACA
Molecule: messenger RNA, 5831 nt
Organism: Anarrhichthys ocellatus (wolf-eel)
Lineage: Eukaryota; Metazoa; Chordata; Actinopteri; Perciformes; Anarhichadidae
Gene: thsd7ab
Product: thrombospondin, type I, domain containing 7Ab
Exons: 27
Biological process (GO): actin cytoskeleton organization
Cellular component (GO): plasma membrane
Source: RefSeq, a predicted model, not a curated record